AUGGAUCCUGAAUGCACAAAAUACAAAGAAUAUUUUGAAACUAGGCGUCCAUUAGGAAGAUAUAUUUUAAAAAUUUUGCCAUAUGCACAGAAAAAUGAUUUUUCCGCAAUUUAUGGAAAAGAUAACAAAUGUAACACAAACAAUAUCCUCACUAAAUUGAUAAACAACAACCUUAAGUUUACCGAAGAAGACUCUGAAGAAGACUCUGAAGAAACUUUAUCUGGAGUGAGCUUUCUAGAAGCAGUCUAUAACAUCAAAACAGAACUACUAAAUUACGAAUUAACACACAACCCGUUUUCUUAUUUGAAACUCCAGUGGGAUUAUGGUAUUAACAAAUUGAAGAAUUCAUCCCCUUAUGCUAUGCCAUCCAUUCUUUCUGUAGCGGGAGUAUCUGCGGCAUCCAUGUUUUUUUAUUGA
Messenger RNA from Plasmodium vivax (malaria parasite P. vivax), 417 nucleotides. RefSeq lists its product as hypothetical. The record is from RefSeq and is a predicted model, not a curated record. The transcript has a single exon. The coding region runs from base 1 to 417 and encodes 138 amino acids. NCBI's taxonomy places the organism in Eukaryota, Apicomplexa, Aconoidasida, Haemosporida, Plasmodiidae.